GGUCGAUUAUACUGAGCAUGCGCAUUACGACUUGGCUGGUAAAAUGAUAAAAUGAAAUCAGUUUUGAAGUUCAACACUCUAAGUAGAGGGAUAAAAGGGUAUAGAGGAUUGUCUGGAAAUGAUUGUAAGGAUUUUAUUGUAUUGGGUGUAGAAACCAGCUGUGAUGAUACUGGAGUGGGCGUGGUCACUAGCUCUGGAGCAAUUCUGGCUGAUAGCAGACAUUCACAAUUAGCAUGGCACCAGAAAACAGGUGGUGUGAAUCCGAAAGUUGCUGGGAAGUUGCAUCGGGAAUAUUUGGGGAGUGUAAUGGAGACUGCCUUGAGAGAUGCUGGAAUUAAAAUGAAAGAUGUGUAUGCUGUUGCUGCAACAGUUGGCCCUGGACUAGCACUCUCACUUGAAGCAGGAAUGGACUUUACCAAAAAACUAGUUGCAAAAGAAAAUAAGCCAUUUAUCCCUGUGCAUCACAUGGAAGCUCAUGCCCUCACUGCAUGCAUAACUCAUCCAGUCUCCUUUCCUUUUCUCGUCCUCCUUGCCUCUGGUGGUCAUUGCAUACUAACCGUCUGUGAGGGACCUGGCAAAUUCCUCAGACUAGGGGAGUGCAGAGAUGAUGCACCUGGAGAGGCUUUUGAUAAAAUAGCAAGAGCUCUGAGACUUCAUACUCAUCCGUUAGUGAGUGAUCUCUCUGGAGGCAGGGCUAUCGAAGUACUAGCAAAGUUUGGUAAUCCAGAAAAGUUUCCUUUCCCUCGUGCAAUGUCUCAAAGGCUUGAUUGUAUGUUUUCUUUUUCUGGUAUUAAGACACAUACAAUGCGAGUCAUUACAUCACAGGAGGCUAAUGAUCCAACGGGACCUCAUUCUCCUGUUUUACAAUGUGAAGACAUAUCAGCUGCUUCUCUUGCUGCCAUCUCUCGGCACCUAGUCACCAGAACUCAGAGAGCUAUACUGUACUGUAUUGAGAAAUGGCCUACACUUAACCACUUGGUUGUUUCUGGAGGUGUUGCUAGUAAUCUUUAUCUUAGAAAGAAACUUGAAGAGCUUGCUUCUUAUUAUGGCUACCACUUUUCCUGUCCUGAGCCUUCACUGUGCACUGAUAAUGGAGUGAUGAUUGCUUGGGCUGGAAUAGAGCACAUUAAAGCUGGCCUCCCUUUAAUGAAGGAUUUAUCUACAUUGAAAUUUAUUCCAAAGUGGCGACUGGGCAAGGAUAUUUCUAAUGUUGUGGCUGAUGAAAGAAUUAAAGUGAAAGUAGCCGCUGGGCAAGGAUGUUUCUAGAUUGUGACUAAUAAGAGAAUGAAAGUGAAAAUAAAGUACAAAUGACUUUUGAAAGAAUUUAUAGUGGUAAUGUGAUUAUUGGUGUGGCUUAUGGUAUGGUAAACAAAGAUGUUUAUGUAGUAGUGUGCCUAUAUGUACAAAGUUAUUCACUACUAUGCUUUGUAUAUGUUGACUAAUGAUAAAUACCUAUACCUUUCUUGAUAAAAGAUAUCAAGCAAAAAUGCUUCAAACCCAACCACCAAUAUAAAAGGCACUAAAACUUCAUUUUAGUCUA
This is a messenger RNA of Amphimedon queenslandica, 1540 nucleotides long. RefSeq names its product probable tRNA N6-adenosine threonylcarbamoyltransferase, mitochondrial. The coding region runs from base 52 to 1266 and encodes 404 amino acids. The transcript has 9 exons. Gene Ontology annotation, biological process: tRNA threonylcarbamoyladenosine modification. Gene Ontology annotation, cellular component: mitochondrion. Lineage: Eukaryota; Metazoa; Porifera; Demospongiae; Haplosclerida; Niphatidae. The record is from RefSeq and is a predicted model, not a curated record.